AGGAGAAAGAACAUGGCGGGCGCGGCGGGUCCUGCGGCCGGCCCGGGAACCGCUGGUGGAGAUGGAGACGAUUCCUUGUACCCGAUCGCGGUUUUAAUCGACGAGCUCCGCAAUGAGGACGUGCAGCUCCGUCUCAACAGUAUUAAGAAGUUAUCAACAAUUGCUCUAGCACUUGGGGUAGAAAGGACUCGAACUGAACUGCUGCCCUUUCUUACAGAUACAAUUUAUGAUGAAGAUGAGGUGCUGUUAGCGCUUGCUGAGCAGCUUGGAAAUUUCACUGGUUUGGUGGGAGGGCCUGAUUUUGCCCACUGUCUGUUGCCUCCUUUGGAAAGUCUGGCGACUGUGGAAGAGACCGUUGUUCGAGACAAGGCUGUGGAGUCCCUGAGACAGAUCUCACAGGAACAUACUCCUGUUGCUCUGGAAGCUCAUUUUGUACCUCUGGUGAAACGCCUUGCCAGUGGGGACUGGUUUACCUCUCGCACGUCUGCAUGUGGCUUGUUCAGCGUUUGCUACCCUCGAGCUUCAAACGCUGUCAAGACAGAAAUUAGACAGCACUUCCGCUCCCUGUGCUCAGAUGAUACGCCAAUGGUACGACGUGCUGCUGCUUCCAAAUUGGGUGAAUUUGCAAAAGUUUUGGAAUUAGAUAGUAUGAAAACUGAAAUUGUUCCAUUAUUCACUAAUCUAGCAUCGGAUGAACAGGAUUCUGUACGCCUCCUGGCUGUGGAGGCUUGUGUCAGUAUUGCCGAGUUACUGUCUCAGGAUGACCUUGAGACCUUGGUUAUGCCUACACUUCGGCAAGCAGCAGAAGAUAAAUCUUGGCGGGUUCGCUAUAUGGUAGCUGACAAAUUCUCAGAGCUCCAGAAAGCUGUGGGUCCUAAAAUCACCCUAAAUGACCUCAUCCCCGCCUUCCAGAGCCUACUUAAAGACUGUGAAGCUGAAGUCCGAGCAGCUGCUGCCCACAAAGUCAAAGAACUUUGUGAAAACUUGCCCAUUGAAGGUAGAGACACCAUAAUUAUGAAUCAAAUUCUGCCCUAUAUAAAGGAAUUAGUAUCUGAUACCAAUCAACAUGUCAAAUCAGCUCUAGCUUCAGUAAUUAUGGGAUUGUCUACAAUUUUGGGUAAAGAGAAUACCGUUGAACAUCUUCUUCCUCUUUUUUUAGCUCAGUUAAAGGAUGAGUGUCCUGAAGUUCGUUUGAAUAUCAUCUCCAAUUUGGAUUGUGUAAAUGAGGUGAUUGGAAUCCGUCAGCUGUCUCAGUCUCUCCUUCCUGCCAUUGUGGAACUGGCUGAAGAUGCUAAGUGGAGGGUCCGGCUGGCCAUCAUUGAGUAUAUGCCACUGCUGGCGGGGCAGCUGGGGGUGGAGUUUUUUGAUGAAAAGUUGAAUUCCUUAUGUAUGGCCUGGCUUGUGGAUCAUGUUUAUGCCAUCCGAGAAGCAGCCACUAACAACCUCAUGAAAUUAGUCCAGAAGUUUGGUACAGAGUGGGCGCAGAAUACCAUUGUCCCUAAAGUACUAGUGAUGGCAGAUGAUCCUAAUUACUUGCAUAGAAUGACCACUUUAUUCUGCAUUAAUGCACUCUCUGGAGCCUGUGGUCAGGAAAUAACCACUAAACAAAUGCUGCCCAUUGUAUUGAAAAUGGCAGGAGACCAAGUAGCGAAUGUUCGUUUUAAUGUGGCCAAAUCACUACAAAAAAUUGGACCAAUUCUAGAUAUUGACGCUUUGCAGGGGGAAGUGAAGUCGGUGCUACAGAAGUUAGGUCAGGACGAAGACAUGGAUGUGAAGUAUUUUGCACAGGAAGCUUUAACUGUUCUUGCGUUGGCAUAAAGAGGAGCAGGAGGGAAAAGCUAAAUUCUUAUCACAGAUUUCUAGUCAGUGUGUUCUUAAACUGGGUGCAGAAAAAUGGAACCCUUCAAGAUCUCAUCCAAGCAAAUGGCAACAAGCUAGAAGAAAUCAAAUUUCAGUGACUUGCUUCUUUGUAAACAUGAAAUAGGAUUGUUUUUACUUACCUCUUUGUUGGGAUGAUUAUUUAAGCUAUUCUUGCUGACCAGGUCCUGAUAACUGUCUGUGUCCUCAUCUUUUGAGUGUCUCCUGGUGCUUUUCCCCAGCAUCCUCUGGGCUCCUGCCUCCUCCCUUUUCUAUCAGGCCCCAGCCAUUUCAUAAUCCAGACAAAGCCUGGAUGGAUUUGGAUCCUGACAUAGAGUAGGGUGAUUUUCUGACUGUUUACACAUAUCUGUGUGCUUCUCCAUCAUUCCAAAGUUAAAUGUAAAUGGUUUUGAAUAAUGUGUUUUACAAAUUUUCCAUUUGGGAGAUACUGAGGUUAGACUGUCAUGAAGUCAUAUUUCCCUGCAUUAAGAUGGUCGGUAUCAGUGUCUCCCAUGCAAGAAGAACAUGGAAGCUCAGGGUUAAUGUACUGGUUGUUUUUUUGUUUUUGUUUUUGUUUUUUUUUGCUCAGCUUUGACUAUAAUCAUGUCAUGCAGAAACCUGAAAUGGAUGUUAAUGGUGCUAAUGUGUGAUGUUGAGACCAAAGGAUUUCAACGGCUUACCACUGUUACUGCCUUCAAAAAUUCUUCCAUUUUUCCUGAGAAAAUUCAGUGCCUCCUACUAAGUUGUAGUUCUACUAUUUAAUUGUAAAUUUGCAGUUUUGUGCUGUUGGUGAGUGUAGGAACCACUGGCGUAAAGCUGUAUGGAUUUCCUGCUCUUGACCUGGUCCUACCUCCAGCAAUGUUAGGACCUUGUCUGUUACAUUGUACAUUAGGUCUCCAAACUAAAGGAUUAUACCACUACGUUUUUGGUAUGGGUGAUGUUGGAAUCUUACUUGAUACAUUUUUCUACAUUUUCAGUAAAACUUCAUUAGUUUCUUCUGAAACUUAAGGUAAUAAAUUAAGCUGAAGGUUCUGUUGAAGCAGAUUAAUAGUACAUAUAGAAGGCUAUUUGAAACUUAAGCAGUUUGAAAGUACUCAUUUAACAGUGGGUAUACUAAUUACCAACCACUCUUUCCAAUUAUAUCACAUACUUUCCAUGAGGGUCUCAGAGGUCAUACUUUUUUGAUGUCGUCUGUGUAGUUUUUGUCUUUGCAACAUAUGCAUUUGUAUUUCAUGGAAAUAUAAGUAUUUUUCUUGUAAAUGUAACUUUUUAUGCAAUCAAAUUCACUGUCUCUACUGGGUUUUAAUUAGUAAGGUUUUAUUGUAGUUUAUUUUUCUCUCAGUAUACCUUGCCAUGUAGGUUGGUGUUUCCAUUUUGGUUUUUAAGUUGUUGAUUUCAGUCAUAGCCUCUUUAAUCUAGCAAGCCUUGCUGUGUUUUGUUUAAGCUCAAAGGUACCUAGAAAGCUUUUUCCAUUAAACAAUUACAUAAAAUCAAGUGUGAGUAAAUGCCUUCAAGUUUAUCUUGCUGUAGGAAAAAAGAACAGAAGAACUUUAAGUCUGAAAUUGUCUGCCUGCAUUUUAAACUGCCAAAUUUCUUGAUAGUUAGUUUCUAUUUUAUGACUUCUUGGGCCAAGGUUUGAACAUUUCCCUAAGCAGAAAGAUUCUCAUUUUAAUACCUUAAUCUAUUCUUAGUUUUUUCAUUACCUACAAGUUAUGUUCCUUGUUGAAUUUUGUAUUAGAGAUUAUUUUAAUACCUAAAAUAAAUUUAAAUUGGGACCAUGGCUUUUUUUCCCCCUUUUGGUUGGAAAUGACAUUCAUUUGGGGAUAAACUUCUAAAAUGCUCUUGUGUCUCCACACCCCUAAUCCUGUGCAUUUAACUUUUGCCCUGUUGGGAGAGAGUGCAUUCUCUUUUUAUUUUUUUAAUCAAAUAUGGGUCAGCACAGGAGGCCCUGUUUUUUGUUUUUUUGUUUUGGCGGGGGGAUGAUAGUUAAGAGACAUCAUUCUUUGUUAUAUAACCAGCUCCUUUCAUUACUCUUCACAGGAAUUGUUCCUUCAUUUAUAACUUGGCCAUUUUCUCCACAUACUAGUUUUCCUUUUUGAUUUCAUUAGAAUUUAAGCUAUAGGCACUAUGAGGGCAUAGGAUAUUGUCUGCUUUGUCUGGUGUUAUAUCACCUAUAGAUUAAUGUGCCUAGAUUAAUGUCUGGUGAAUGUAGUAGGUGCUUAAUAAAUAUGUAUUCACUGAAUGCUACCUAAAAUCUGUGUUAUUUGAUGUGCUGGAACAAAGCCAUUCAAGGCCCUGGACUAUCUCAUUUUCCCAUCAACACAACUAAAUAGUUUUCUCCUCUUAGGAAAUGAGCAUGUGGUAUGGCUCUGGUCCUUCAUCAACUUACACAACAGUUCGUUUUGGAGGUCUUGAACAUAUAUUGCUGUUGUUUGGUAUCCCAGGUAGUUUAUAUCAGUUGUCUGCUUUAUUAAGAAAGUGAAGCCAAGACAAACACAUUCAACCUAUGCCAAUAAAAGUGUCCCAUCGAUAAUGCAA
Messenger RNA from Jaculus jaculus (lesser Egyptian jerboa), 4395 nucleotides. It is a transcript of the gene Ppp2r1b, whose product is annotated as protein phosphatase 2 scaffold subunit Abeta. The coding region runs from base 13 to 1818 and encodes 601 amino acids. The record is from RefSeq and is a predicted model, not a curated record. Gene Ontology annotation, molecular function: protein phosphatase regulator activity; protein binding. Lineage: Eukaryota; Metazoa; Chordata; Mammalia; Rodentia; Dipodidae. Gene Ontology annotation, cellular component: protein phosphatase type 2A complex; cytoplasm. The transcript is spliced from 15 exons. Gene Ontology annotation, biological process: protein dephosphorylation.